UAUCCCGGUAGUCGCCGUGACUACGGAUCGCCGAGUAGUUUAAUUUUCGCCUAUUCACGUCGUGACGGACGUGUAAACAAUUUGUCAAAUCUUGAGUCCUAAGGUUGUCGUUUGCGUAUCCUUUCUAAACAAUGAGUUCGAUAGGCACAGGAUAUGAUCUGUCCGCCUCGCAGUUUUCACCGGACGGCCGUGUGUUUCAAGUGGAGUAUGCUCAAAAAGCCGUGGAAAACGGAGGGACAGUUAUUGGCUUGCGGGGCAAAGACGGCGUGGUGUUUGCUGUGGAGAAGAUUGUAACGUCCAAACUGUACGAGCCGGGUGCUAACAAACGUAUACUCAACAUAGAUCAGCAUGUCGGUAUGGCAGUUUCCGGCAUAAUAUCGGACGCGAGACAGAUCGCGGAGACAGCAAGAUCAGAGGCCGCGAGUUACAAGGCACAGUACGGAGUCGGUAUUCCUUUGAAAUACCUCAAUGAGAGAGUCUCUAUGUACAUGCACGCAUAUACCUUGUAUUCUGCUGUGCGUCCAUACGGUUGCUCCGUUUUGCUCGGUGCUUAUGAGACAGAUGGUCCAGCAAUGUAUAUGAUAGAUCCUUCAGGAGUAUCGUAUGGCUAUUAUGGCUGCGCAGUAGGUAAAGCAAAACAGUCGGCGAAAACAGAGAUUGAAAAGUUAAAGCUGUCAGAGAUGACGUGCAAGGAAUUAGUCAAAGAAGCUGCUCGCAUAAUCUACCUCGUGCAUGACGAAUUGAAGGAUAAGCAAUUCGAGUUAGAAAUGAGUUGGGUUGGCGCGCACACAAACGGCAGACACGAGCGCGUACCAGCCGACGUGAAGGCCGACGCUGAGAACAAGGCGCGGCAGGCGAUAGCUGAGGAUUCGGAUAGCGAUACCGAAGAUAUGUAAAGCAUAUAAAUAUUGUCGUAUAAAAUUCUUUAUACUACUAAGAGAUAAUUUAAAUACACGGGUAUAUGUAAUGAUUCAAACACUUCGUGAUUUUUCAUCAGUGAACAAAUAAAGAAUAUCGCCCUUUGUUUAUAAAACACCGGCGUAUCAAUACACUCGCACGUCUACUUGUCAACCUAAUGUGGUGUAUUAAAAUGAGAAAGUAUAAUUUAAUAUAAUAAGAAUUAUAAGUUUUA
This is a messenger RNA of Odontomachus brunneus, 1132 nucleotides long. It is a transcript of the gene Prosalpha7, whose product is annotated as proteasome subunit alpha type-3. The transcript has 4 exons. The record is from RefSeq and is a predicted model, not a curated record. Gene Ontology annotation, cellular component: synapse; nucleus; proteasome core complex. NCBI's taxonomy places the organism in Eukaryota, Metazoa, Arthropoda, Insecta, Hymenoptera, Formicidae. The coding region runs from base 132 to 896 and encodes 254 amino acids. Gene Ontology annotation, biological process: ubiquitin-dependent protein catabolic process.